AUGGAUGUAAAGGGUAAAGAGAAAGGUAUCCUGAAACUGGAGCGUCGCCCUCGCAUCAUCGUCGAGGCGCGAUCGGAGCUGACACCGCAGGGUUCAUAUGAGCACGCACCGAUAUCGCCGCAGCCAUCCGUGGAUAGGCUGUCUGUAACGUGGGCGGACCCUGGCAGUAUGGCGUCAUCUGGGGUCAAUCUGUUCCACUUACCCUCUGAUAAUCCAGUCAGCAACGAAGUCAAGUUUUCACCAUCGGCUGGAGAAGGUUCAGAAGAUGAAGACUACUCGGCCAGCUUGAGUGCAGUUCUACGACAGCGACGGACCAGCGUGAGACGGUCAAGGAAGGGAAGGGCGAGGCGACCCUCGUCACCGUUCCUUCCUGAUGAACCACGAGCCAGGAGACGGUCUUCCGUCCUCACCACCAGCUCCGGCGACACGGCAAUAACGAUAGAGGAUGGCCAGUCUACUAAAGAUGUGGUUACCCAGGAACAGAUAUUCGAGAACAUUCAUUUGCACAAAGAAGUGUUGGGAUCGGUGAAGCAGCAACCACUGGGCAUGCGUCGUAAGCUGAAGAUCGUUCACCAGGCCAAAACUUACAUCAAGCGGCAUGAGGGCCAGCUGCAGGAGAGACUAGCCCAGUCAAAGAGUACCAGAGACAUCUAUGCACGUUUCAACAUACUUCUUGCUACAAAAUGGCAACAACUGAAAAGGGAAGCAGCCAACACUUCGAACCUGCUCAUUCCGUGGGAGUUGCGCAUCAAAGAAAUCGAAUCCCACUUCGGAUCAGUGGUGGCAUCGUACUUCACCUUUCUUAGAUGGCUGUUUUGGGUCAACUUGGUCAUUGGGUUCAUUUUGCUCGUUUUCGUUAUUGUUCCUGAGGUUCGUAAUACCUUCACACUAACUAAAAAGCUUCUUGUCAUAAUAGAAUGA
Messenger RNA from Diatraea saccharalis (sugarcane borer), 921 nucleotides. The record is from the annotation of a GenBank genome assembly. Lineage: Eukaryota; Metazoa; Arthropoda; Insecta; Lepidoptera; Crambidae.